This is a messenger RNA of Arachis stenosperma, 2322 nucleotides long. RefSeq lists its product as uncharacterized. The transcript has 6 exons. NCBI's taxonomy places the organism in Eukaryota, Viridiplantae, Streptophyta, Magnoliopsida, Fabales, Fabaceae. Gene Ontology annotation, molecular function: nucleic acid binding; RNA-DNA hybrid ribonuclease activity. The record is from RefSeq and is a predicted model, not a curated record. Bases 1 to 2322 code for a protein of 773 amino acids.
AUGGUAUUUCUCAGCCAAAGGGAGAUAGGUCAUUCCGUUUCCAAGCUGCCUGGAGAACUCACCCUUCCUUCAAGCAAGUUGUACAAAAUGCAUGGAGUGGUUAAAGCAGCAGUGUUUAGCACGAACUCCUUUAAGGCUCCAGGUCCGAAUGGCUUUCAGACUUAUUUCUUUAAGGAGUAUUGGAAAAUUGUAGGAGUGGAUAUUUGGCAGCUUGUGGAAAGUGCUUUCAGGGGUAAUCUUAUUGAUACAAGAAUCAUGGAGACUCUUAUUGUGCUUAUCCCGAAGGUCAUCACAAAGGUUCUUGUUAAUCGCCUUCGACCUUUCUUGACAGAGAUUAUCGGUCCUCUUCAAAGUGGGUUUAUCCCAGGGAGGGACGCCCCCGACAAUAUAAUCAUUGCUCAAGAGAUUCUACACUACAUGAAACAGACCAAGUCCCGUAAAGGAACUCUUGCUUUUAAAAUAGAGUUGGAAAAAGCUUAUGACAGGAUUGAUUGGCGGUUCCUAGAGCAUACUUUGGGCAAAUUAGACAGUUUUGCUCCUAGAAGAGGCCUUCGACAGGGAGACCCCAUGUCUUCCUACCUUUUCGUUUUAUGUAUGGAGCGCCUAGCUGGGUACAUUGCUAAUCAGGUUGAUUCGGGCCUUUGGGAUCCAGUGGCAGUGACUAGGGGUGGUCAUAGAAUUUCUCAUCUUAUAUUUGCAGACGAUCUUCUUCUUUUUUGUAAAGCGCGAAAAUCUCAGGUAGUAUGUGUUAUGCAUGCCCUCCAAAGCUUCUGUAGAGCAUCGGGGAUGAAGAUUAAUUUGGACAAAUCAAAGGCCCUGUGCUCUAAGAAUGUCAAUAAUAGAAGGAAGGAGCUUUUCACUGGUGUCUCUUCUAUCCGUUUUACCCAAGACUUGGGUAAAUAUCUUGGAGUUAAUCUUCACCAUGCCAGAGUUACUAGAGCCUCUUUUAAUGGUAUUGUGGAUAAGAUCAAAGAUAGGCUGGCUAACUGGAAGGGCAGACUUCUCAAUAGAGCCAGCAGGUUUUAUCUCAUUAAUUCAGUAGCAGCUUCCAUUCCAACUUAUCGAAUACAGGUAUCUUUGUUCCCUUCCUCUGUAUCUGAUAAGAUUACUUCUAUGAUGCGGCUUUUCCUAUGGAAAGGAACGGUUGAUGGAAGGGGUUUAAGUCUGACAAAUUGGAAUACAGUUGUCACCCCAAAGAAAUUUGGUGGGCUUGGCAUUAGAGAUACGGCUUGCACUAAUGUUGCUCUAAUAGGAAAGCUAAUUUGGCAGCUCUUUAACUGUCCGGAGAAGUUUUGGGUCCAACUGAUUUUUCAUAAAUAUCUCAAAAAGUUUGAUACUAGUCUCUUCAUGCCUCCCAGAAAUGCAUCUCAUGUAUGGAGGAGUAUUUGCAAGGCCUUUAAUCUUUUAAGAGAUGAUUUCACAUGGAAUAUUGGUCCUCUUAACCAAUCUUUUUGGUUUGGAAAAUGGAGGAUGGAAGGUCCCUUGGCCAAGGAAAUGCCGUAUGUUCAUAUUUCUGAUUUUGAGUGUAAUAUCAGUGAUUUUUGGGAGGAUGGACAGUGGAAGCUUGAGAGGUGCCAUACUCCCUUACCUGACCUUGUUAAACAGAGUAUUCUUUCGUAUAAUCCAGAUUGUCAAAUGGGUGAAGGGGCUGGUUGGAGGUGGUCAGCAACUCCUUCCAAUAUUUAUUCUUCUAGAAAUGGCUACUUGUGGCUUUGUAAGCGUGUUUUCGGUUGGGAGGAGCAGACCAAUUGGCUUUGGUUAUGCUCUGAUUUGUGCCCUCAGUGUAAUGCUGAAUCUGAAACGAUUUCUCACUGUCUUCUUGAGUGCCCCAAGGCCAAAGCUAUCUGGCAUAGUUUGAAUUUGGAAGUUCACGGUCAACAGUUAGAUUGCUGGUUGCGCAGUGAUAUGAAUUCCAAUGCCUUCCUCUUCUCGGUGACUAUUUGGUGGAUUUGGAGGGAUCUUAACAAUGAUGUUUUUAAUCCAGCUAAUCCAUGGAGAAUGGAUAAGAGAGGGCUAAUUCUAGCAUGGGAAGUUGGUUUUAGAGAGGUCACUUGCGAGACGGAUUGUUUGGAUGCUUUUAUCCUUGUUAAUGAUAGAAACAACCAAGUGCCAAGUUCUGAUAAUGAUUUGGUAACUAAAAUCAAAGAGGUCUUACGCUGGAAUUGGAGAGUAGAAGUCAAUCUAAUUCAAAGAGAUGCCAACCAAGUUGCUGAUGCUUUAGCUAAAUAUGCAGCAUCUAAUUACAUACAGCAAUUGGAAUGGAAUGAGCCUUGGGAAGAUUUAAAAGUGUUGUUGCAACGGGACUACGUCCCUAGUGUUUAG